Molecule: messenger RNA, 4034 nt
Organism: Ceutorhynchus assimilis (cabbage seed weevil)
Lineage: Eukaryota; Metazoa; Arthropoda; Insecta; Coleoptera; Curculionidae
Source: the annotation of a GenBank genome assembly
ACUUAAAUGGGACUAGUUGGCAGAUACCCAUUUCACUGCAGGAUCGCUACGCUGGAUCAUUGAUCGUCCCUGCAAGUCCCUGCAUAUGAUUGAAAUUAAUUAAAAAUACAAAAGUAUUUGACUUACAAUCCUUUUAAGUUUCAGAUUUUCAAGUCAUUCAUAACAGUCGUACUAGGCAAGUCCAUGACAGGCCAAGAACUUUAGACUUUGUUGCACAACACUGACAGAAUCUGCUGAAGUUUUUAAUUUUGUUAUUUGUUUUGAAUAAUUUAGACUCGAAAUUAGACUUCAUUUGUUGUUCUAACUAAAUGGAUUAUUUGGGAAAAUGUUCAUAAUAAUUAUAUCAAGCACCUACUAGUUAUUUAAAAUAGAUACAUAUGACACGCCACCGACUUAAUAUAUUCUGAUAGUUUUUCAAACUGUUCAUAUUCAUCUAACAUUAAGUUUGGUUGUCUUGAAAAACUUUUUAAGCCAUUUAGACUAGGGAGACGUGAUUUUUGAAGAUUGAAAAAUAAUCACCGAGUUCAGACAUUUAUUGCACGCCACUGGUUCGAUCAAAUUAUACUUAAAUAUAUACCAAUUUGUAGCAAAUUUUAUUGACUUUAAUUGUAUUUUCUAGCAUUUUUUCUCAAAAACCAAUCGUACCCGAGAUAUUUGCCUCAUAAGUAAAAAUUGUACCUAUUGGAGUGGUUUAGGGGUUCUUUGCACCCUCGGAGGGGUGGGGAUUUUCAGUAUGUUUAUCUAGACAACAAAUUCUACAUAUUCUCAAAAAAUUAGCUUUAGGUUAUUUUGUUCCACGACGGAACUUAACUGGAGUAAGAGAGACGUGUUUUAUUCAUUUCCACAAAAACUCACUUUUUACCUGCAAAACUCUAAUUUAUUAUCUACAGCACUUUAUUAUUAAAUUAUCAUAUUAUUUGAGCGGUUUUCUCUUAAAAAGUCCUAGCUUAGGAUCUUCGAUGACAGAAGGUACUGGCAGAGGAUCAAUGAACAUCGGAAAUUGUGAGAAAAUGUGAAAAACAAACUUGUGAUUUUGCAAUUAGACGUAGGUAUGUGUGAGCAUUUUUCUUCAGACAGUUCCUGGUCUCUUUCUUCGGCCCCUUCCUCGUCUAUUUCAACGAUGUCGUCCGGGGACUAGAGGUGUUCACACAACCUGUUGCAUGUUGUGUAUAUUAGAGAGCAAUAAAGGCCUGUCUUGCUGCACCUACAAUUCCGCUGGCAACGUUUCUUGCAUUCACAAGAUGCUGAUGAAGUAUUGAGUCCGGUGCUGGUUUGAAACUGGCACAAGACCACUGUUUUUUUCCUACCCUCACUCGUUCGAGUCUCUCUGUUGUUGUUGUUCAUAGUUUGUCCAGAUAACCACUGCUACACCUGAAAGUAAACUCUCUGCGCAGGCGCGUCACUUCGAGGGGGGUUGCGGGGAGAUUUUAAUACUAAAUUAGAUUUUUGGUGUGAAAGAGGUGGGUUUUUGGGGAGACAAACGAAAUACGACAAUGUUUGACUAACGCUUGAACCCAAACGGUUUGUCCUACAAAAAAAAAUUUAAGGGAUGUAAUUCAUAGAAAAUUUUAUGUACUUUCAUUUUGAAUCAAGCUGUUUUUCCGAAAAAUGUAUAGUUUUCGAGCUCUAGGCAAAAGACUGUGUCAAUUACCUUUUUUUUAACUUUUUUUGCAUUUUUUUCAAUGUUGCGCCACGACAUUUUGUUGGCAAACCUCAGAUUCGGAUUUAGCACCCCAAAAAACAUGAAGAAUCAGAACUUUCUCGCGAGAAGCUUUUAUGAGCACAAAUUUAUUCUAUUGUUCUUGUAGGCAUACUUCAUGUAGAUUAAAAGAAUAAAAUAUUGCGCGACAAAAAUUAUAAUGAGUAUUUGUUUUUACAAAUAGAGUGAAAAACUGCGAAAAUUAAUUAAAUCGUAAUUUUUUUCAAAAAUAUAUUUCUUCAAAAAUUAGCCUUUCAUAAUGUUUAGGCAGUAAUUUUUUUUUUCGUUUUUGAUUUUUGUAGCUUAGAAUGAUAAAAGAUAAGAACAUUUUUGACACAUAUAUCUCAUUCUUGCACAGUGUCAGGAAACGAGAAAAAACAGAGAAAAAAUUACAAUCAUUAUAAAUGAAAUCAUAUUCAAGAAUUAUUUAUAUCUACGCAUGUUGAGUACGGUGUAUAAACCUGACAAAUAUCUGCAUAAUUUAAAUAAACAUUUGAUUAUGUAUUUACUUUCAAGUUUCUGUAUAUCUCCCAGUAUCUAUUUAGUGUCAUUUUUUUGACCUUUACUGAUUAUAAGUUAUUGUAUUGCCAUAUCACACAGACACACAUUCUCCGUCUUUUCUGUUGAAAUUUUUUAAUUUUUUUUAGUUUUGUUAUUGCUAAUCCGAGUUGAGCAAUUGUUUUUGGUGUUGAAAUAAGUAAAUCGUGAAAAUGGGAUCUCCGGAAAGCCACAAACUGUGGGGUGGACGCUUCACACGAACAACUGAUCCGAAACUGGAAAAGCUAAAUUGCUCCCUUAAUUUGGACAGAAGAAUGUACGCUGAAGACAUUGAGGGUAGCCAAGCGUACGCUCGAGGACUAAGCAAAAUUGGUUUGUUAACAGAAAUGGAAAAUGAUCAAAUUUGUAGUGGGUUAGAUGAAAUCAAAAUUGAAUGGGACCACAACGAAUUUAUUGUGAAAAGUGGGGAAGAAGAUAUACAUACAACCAAUGAGAGAAGGUUAAAGGAGCUGAUUGGUGAACCAGCAACUAAGCUCCACGUUGGAAGAAGCCGAAAUGACCAAGUAGUCACCGAUAUGAAGCUAUGGCUAAAAACUAACCUUGCAGCGUUAGAAGUUACUAUAAAAGACUUUAUUCAAAUAAUAGUGAAUCGAUCAUUGAAAGAAAUCGAUAUCAUUAUGCCCGGAUAUACACAUCUUCAAAGAGCACAGCCUGUUCGGUGGAGUCACUAUUUGCUUAGUCAUGCAUGGAAUUUGAAAAACGACUGCGAUAGGCUUGAAAAUAAUUUUAAACUAUUGGAUAUAAUGCCUCUAGGAAGCGGGGCUUUGGCAGGAAACCCAUUCAAUAUUGAUAGAGAAAGUUUGGCAAAAGACCUUAACUUUUCUGAUAUCACUCAAAAUAGUAUGCAGGCAGUCAGUGAUAGAGACUUUAUAGCAAACUUUCUAUUCUGGGCCUCAAUGGUAGGAAUCCACUUAAGCAGAUUAGCAGAGGACCUUAUUAUUUUUAGCUCAAAAGAAUUUGAAUUUAUUUCCAUAGAUGAAUCUUACUCCACUGGAAGUAGUCUGAUGCCUCAAAAAAGAAAUCCAGACAGUUUGGAAUUGAUUAGAGGUAUCGGUGGAAGUCUUUUUGGACAGUGUUGUAGUUUUAUGAUGGUGUUGAAAAGUCUUCCUUCGACCUAUAAUAAAGAUUUGCAAAGUGACAAGGAGUCAAUGUUUAACACUUUUGAUAAACUAAUGUCGAUUUUAGAGGUUUCAGCUGGUACAGUAAAAACCCUAAAAGUCAACCAAGAAAAAUGCAAAUCAGCGCUAAGCUAUGAAAUGUUAGCUACAGAUGUCGCAUACUAUUUGGUGCGCAAAGGAGUGCCCUUUAGGUUUGCGCAUAAUAUCGCUGGUCAAGUUGUCGCUGAAGCUGAGAAAAAGAAUGUUGAUAUUUGUGCUUUGACUUUAGAAGAGUUAAAAGCCAUCAGUUCUCAUUUCGAAGUCGAUAUAGGAAAGGUGUGGAAUUAUGAAAAUAGCAUUGAGCAGUACCAGUCUGUAGGAGGGACAGCGAAAAAAAGCGUCUUGAAUCAAAUAAAUAAAUUGAAAAAAUGGUUGAAUGAGAGGGACGUGAAAAAACAUGAAUAAAAUGUAAAUGUUUGAUAAUAAAUGAAUGUACUCUCUCAAUCCUAGUUCCCGAAUUAUGGGCACUAUAUCCUAAAUCUCAUCAAAAUCGGUCUGUAAAUCAAAUAGAUAUUCUCUACUUAUUCUCUAUAUUAUAUUAGCCUGCAAUGUAUCUGGCGUGGCCCCUUAUUAUACUCUGAUUGUGAAAAUGUAGUUGUUUAAUUAAAACUUUAUUUGAG